Molecule: messenger RNA, 2077 nt
Organism: Lotus japonicus
Lineage: Eukaryota; Viridiplantae; Streptophyta; Magnoliopsida; Fabales; Fabaceae
Exons: 13
Coding region: 6-1721 (571 amino acids)
Cellular component (GO): chloroplast envelope
Source: RefSeq, a predicted model, not a curated record
CAACUAUGAUGAGAUGGUGUGAGGCCAAACACGUCAAUGCACAAGCCUCAUCCUCCCGCCUUCAAUGCACCCUAAACACACACAACACCUCGUCUUCCUCCAUUCUCCGGUGUCAGUGCCACCACCACCCGGCAAUGGCCACCAUCUCCACCUGCUUCACCGCCACAAUCACCACACCCACACCGCGCUUCCACUCUCGCACACGACUUCUUUCCCUUCCCUUAUCACAACACCACACUGCUAAACCAUCAUCGAAGAGCAAUUUCCAAUUUCUGCAAAAUCAGGGUUUGUGGGGAACCCCAAGGAGGAGGGUUUGGAGUUUGGUACCCAGGGCUACUGUCGAUGGCGACCGAUGGAUCAAGCCUGGAGGGGUUGUGGAAACUGAUAAGUUGCCCACGGAGGUGAGGAAGCGAACGAUGGAGGCUGUGGAUGCUUCUGGAGGAAGGGUCACCAUUGGGGAUGUGGCUAGUAGAGCUGGGCUCAAGUUGGUUGAAGCUCAGAAAGCUUUGCAAGCUCUUGCUGCUGAUACAGAUGGGUUCUUAGAGGUUUCAGAUGAAGGGGAUGUUUUAUAUGUUUUUCGCAAAGAUUAUCGGUCUAAACUUGCCGCCAAGUCGUUUAGGAUUAAGGCUGAACCUUUGAUCGAAAAGGCUAAGGCUGCAGGAGAAUACUUGAUACGAGUAUCUUUUGGGACAACACUUAUUGCAUCGAUUGUUAUUGUUUAUACCGCCAUAAUUGCUCUUUUAACUAGCAGUAGAAGUGAAGAUGACAAUCGUGGAAGGCGAGGCAGAUCAUAUGAUUCAGGAUUCACCUUCUUCUUUAAUCCAGUAGAUAUAUUUUGGUACUGGGAUCCAUACUACUACAGGAGGCGAAGGAAUCAAAGGAUGCAAACUGAUGAUGACAAAAUGAACUUCAUUGAAUCGGUCUUCUCCUUUGUAUUUGGAGACGGUGAUCCCAAUCAAGGAAUUGAAGAAGAGAGAUGGAAGUUGAUUGGGCAAUACAUAUCAUCUAAUGGUGGUGUCGUUGCAGCUGAAGAACUUGCUCCAUAUCUUGACAUAGAUUCUACAGAGAGGAUUAAGGAUGAUGAAUCCUAUAUCUUGCCUGUGCUCUUACGAUUUGAUGGUCAGCCUGAUGUUGAUGAGAAGGGAAACAUUCUAUAUAGGUUUCCAUCUCUGCAGAGGACGGCAUCCGGAAAAAGUAGAAGGAAAGAAUAUGUUGGAAGAAGAUGGGCAGACAUGAUUGGAGGAGUUGAGAAGUUUUUCAAGGAGAAAGAAUGGCCAUUCAGUAAAACUACCUCAUCAGAGCGAGCAAUGGUCGUUGGCCUCGGUGGCCUUAAUCUGUUUGGAGUAAUUAUUCUUGGAACCAUGUUGAAAGAUAUGUCAGUUGCGCCUGGUAGCUUCAUCAAAUUUGUUACAGACAUAUUUCCUCUUCUUCAGAUUUAUGCUGGUUCAUUCUUUGCGAUUCCUCUUGUCCGAUGGUUUUUUAUUCGGAGGAGGAAUGCUGACAUUGGAAAGAGGAACAAAGCAAGGCUGCAGUGUGCACGAGUACUUGAAUUGCCUGACACUUCUCUGAGUCAGAAGCUUAUCAGUGCUCGUGACAUGGCCCAAAAGACUGUCAUAGGGAAGGAUCAAAUUGUGUAUAGUACUGACAAGGACUUACUUGAGCAAGAUUAUGACGCUCGCGAAUGGGAUAAAAAAUUUCGGGAGCUAGAAAGAUCUGAUUGAGAAGGGUCAACUGUUAUACAGGUGAAGAACAGUUUAACCACUAUAUGAAUGUAUCUCAAUGUUGCUUUGAUGGCAAGUGCAUCAUAGAUGAAUUUUGUUUCUUCAUUGAUUGGUUCAUAGUUGCAUUAAAAUUUUGCCAUCCUUGUAUUUACAAUGUUGCAGUUUCUAGGCUGCCUUCUGUAAAAGUAUUAGUUGUGGCCCUAGUCAAAUUGCUGCAUUUGCUUAUUUAUGUAUCAUAGCACUAGUUCAUUUCUUUUAGAUUGUAACCUAUACAAGACGAAUAAUGAUGGUUUCAGUGGGGCAAACAAGAUUAUAAUAAAUAGUUAAAUACUUCGUACGAUGGGUUUAUAGUUUCA